UCUGUUCGCAUUAAUCUGAACUGAAACAACUGGUUAAAAACAUUAAUAUUUGAGGCGUUAGCGCCGUUAUCUGAUCACAGCAGACGAGCGAUAAGAUAAUCGAUAUUAUUCAUCUGUCACACGAUUUAUUUAAUGUUUAUUUUAUAUCAAUAAUUAAAUAUAGCAAAAUGCUGCAUGCGAUUCACAAGAGAAAAUGCGAUAUUUCGUUUAUGGAAAAGCUGUGAUUAAAUAGUUGACAGAAUUGUGCUUUGUAAAAAUGGAAUUUUUAAGCAUUUCGGAAAAAGGUCCUGUGAGAAUUUUUCAACCCAUCAACGCAACGAGGAAUGACACUAGUUUUUCAAACGGUGACAUUCUCUCAGACAAAUAUGUUGUCAUCGGAACAAUCAUUUUCUUUCUUUUGCUUUUUAUAAUUGCUGUUGCCUUUCAAAUUCUUAAAUCUUAUCGAGGCAAAUGUUGCCAAAAAGAAGAAUCUCAAUUGUAUGCUCAUUUGGAAUCGAAUGAUGACGACGAAGACGAUUCGUUGACUGAUUUCGAAGAUAAUCAUCCAAAUCAUUUGUAUUCCACUUGCCAUUUGUGCGUUGAUGACGCUGAUAUCAACACAGCAUCUCUCAGCGUGAACUUGGAGCGUGAUGAUUGCGAUUUUGAGUAUGACUGUUCAUCUCUGGGGAACAGCGUGGUUGGACUCGAGGAUAGUUAUACAAAAAGUCAAGAAGUGACAGUACCUGAAAGUCGAAGUCGUUCACUCUCAGCCCAACUUAGUUCUAAAUUUCCGUCAAUAUUCGGCAAAAAAAGCACCGUCAUUUGAUGACAAAAGAACAUUUUUAAUCGCUAUAAUGGCUGAUAGUCCAAGAUGUGUAGCAUGAGCCUGUAGAAGAUAAAAGUGUUAUUUAUAUUUGAAAAGAUGGUUUAUGAAAUAAUCAUUUAAAACUUAUUUAUAUGCUGUUAUUUAUAACUAGUUAGCGUGAUAAAUUAUGUUCUAACCAUUAACUCUUGUCACAAUGAAGUGCCAAACUUUUCACUCGUACUGCAUAACCAAUCGGGUAUCAAUAGUUGGCAUCAUAACUAAGCAGUUAUGAUGCCAACUGUUCCACUCUCGGCAUCUAGUUUUGUAAAAAAGGUUUAAAAAAAUUGUAACUAAAACCUAGAUUUUGUUAUUACUAAGAAAAUUUCGGCCCACAAAUCGAAGCAAGCUGGCAACUCUGAUUAAAUAGUUAAUCUAUUUAUAAAAAUGGAACUCUGAAUAGUGUUUUCAUACUGAAAAACAUACAGUUUUCUUAACAUAUAUUCAGCUAUAACAAAUAAUUUAAUGCGUGAAAAAACUUUCUAUAUCACUAUGGAGGAUAUAAACUAUUUUCAAGAGUAUACUUUUGUUUUUAUUGCGUUUUGUAUUUGUAUUUGUUAUAAAAAUAGUUAACAUACUUUCUUUUAUUGCACAGCUGCUAAUAAAUUUAAUUUAUAUGUUUGGGGUUCCACCAAAAGAUGCCCUAUUAUUUCGGGUCCCGUAGCAGUAAAAAAUUGGGAACUGCUGAUCUAUGUAGAACAAUCUAUAAAUUAUAGUUUUACAAAAAAACAAAUAGUAGUGGCCACAAAUAAUCAAGUUUCUUCUCCUCUUCGCAACAACUAUUAAAGACUCGCGAAAACCCUGUCGCAUUUCAUUGUAUUUAUUUCAUAUUUAAUUUCAUAAUUAAAAUUUAAAUUCAUUAUUUUUUAAUGAAAUUUAAAUGUUAUUGAUUUUAUGAAUCAUAUAUGUGAGUGUUAUU
Parasteatoda tepidariorum (common house spider) is the source of this 1760-nucleotide messenger RNA. RefSeq lists its product as uncharacterized. The record is from RefSeq and is a predicted model, not a curated record. NCBI's taxonomy places the organism in Eukaryota, Metazoa, Arthropoda, Arachnida, Araneae, Theridiidae.